This is a messenger RNA of Ornithorhynchus anatinus (platypus), 825 nucleotides long. RefSeq names its product TLC domain-containing protein 4-like. The transcript has 7 exons. NCBI's taxonomy places the organism in Eukaryota, Metazoa, Chordata, Mammalia, Monotremata, Ornithorhynchidae. Gene Ontology annotation, cellular component: endoplasmic reticulum; membrane. The coding region runs from base 1 to 825 and encodes 274 amino acids. The record is from RefSeq and is a predicted model, not a curated record. Gene Ontology annotation, biological process: lipid homeostasis.
AUGACUCCUCGGACCGUGGGAGGAGAUUUGAUUCAGUAUCUCUCAGGCGUUGUCCACAUGGAGGAGUCCAUUCUUCUGGGGUACUUGGUGCUGACCAUCAGCUUCGCCGUCUUCCAGCUCUGCUUCUCAGUUGUCAGCCCCAGGCUCUCCUCAGCCCUCAGCCACAGCUACCAGGCCCUCCCCAGGAAGAAGCACCUUGAGUGGGACUCCAGGUGUGUGUCCACCAUUCAUGCCACCAUCAUCAGUUUUUUCAGCCUCUACAUCCUGCAGUACGAUGACGCCAUUAAUGCCAACAAACUGAGGGGAGACCCAAAGCUGGUCAGGCUCAUCGUGGCCAUUGCCUCUGGCUACCUGCUCUAUGAUCUGCUGCUGCUGCUCCGGUUCUGGAGCUUCCUGGGCGACGGGAUGUUCCUGUGUCACCAUGUUAUCUCUUUGUUUUCUUUCCAAUACCAAUUGAUCACAGGAGCCCUCCCAUACUUUGCCAACUUCCGCCUUCUCUGUGAAUUCUCCACCCCCUUCGUCAAUUUCAGGUGGUUCCUGGAUGUAGCCGGAUGGCCUCGCUCCUCCCCCAUUGUCUUCCUCAAUGGCCUGGCUAUGGCAGUGGUCUUUUUCAUAGCGCGCAUUGCCGUGAUUCCCACCUACUACCAUCACAUGCUGGCGUGGGUGGGCACAGAAGCCAUGGCCCAGUUGUCCCUGCCGCUGAAGUCCACGUGGGUGUUGUCCAGCCUAGGACUGGAGAUCCUCAACAUCUACUGGAUGUACCGCAUCCUACGGGGUCUCCUUCACGCCUUCAGGAGCCUCCAAAGCUCACACCGCAAGGAUUGA